AUGGCCGACGUAUCAAACCCAGAAUUAGGUGAAGCUUACAGAGAAGUCCUUGCUGAUGGCAAUGACACCAACUGGACCCUCUUUGGUUAUGAAGGUAACUCUACCAUCGUCCUCCAAGGAAAGGGAUCUGGCGGUCUUGAAGAGCUCAAGUCCAACCUCCACGACGAUCAAGUCCAAUUCGGUUACUUGCGUGUUACCUCUGGUGACUCUGAGUCCAAGCGUGCCAAGUUUGUCCUCAUCUCCUGGUGUGGUGAAAAGGUUGGCCCACUCAAGCGUGCUAAGUUGUCCGUCCACAAGGCCUCUGUCAAGAAGGUCAUCCUCAACUUUGCCGUCGAAGUCCACGCUGAAAAGCAAGAAGAAUUAGACGAAGACGAAAUCAACACCAAGGUCCGUAAGGCUUCCGGUGCUGACUACAGUGGUAGCCUCGCCAACUAA
Molecule: messenger RNA, 435 nt
Organism: Cavenderia fasciculata
Lineage: Eukaryota; Evosea; Eumycetozoa; Acytosteliales; Cavenderiaceae
Gene: coaA
Product: actin binding protein
Exons: 1
Coding region: 1-435 (144 amino acids)
Biological process (GO): regulation of actin filament polymerization
Cellular component (GO): cortical actin cytoskeleton; site of polarized growth; actin filament
Molecular function (GO): actin filament binding
Source: RefSeq, a predicted model, not a curated record